GUUCGGUUUUAUCAGUCCGAGCGAGUCGAACGGUGUGCCAGCUCGGCCUGCCCCACAUUUUCAGUCACUCGCACGCGACAGCGCAUACCGCAGGUGCGAGCCGAUCGUUCGCGAAUCCUAGAUUCGCUUUUCGAUCUUUGAGAUCUCUUCCGGUGAUCUCGAUCGUUUUUCUUUUUCGAUAAAUAAGAGGUGAAAACAUGGACUAUUCGACAUUACCUUGAAGUAAACACAUAUUUGUUGAGAGAAAGUUUGAAUGAAAUUUGGAAAACAGGGUGAAGGAAGAGGACAAACAACAUGGAAGACGAAGAUUUUGGAUUUACAAAAAGGGACAACAGAGCCCUAGUGAAGAUCCUAACCGUUGAGAAAGAGGAAGGGAAUACACAAAAGGAGAGAGGACCGUCCUCAGCGCCGACGAGGGCUGCGGCCGCCGGUGGAAGCGGUGGAGACGGCAAUCGUAGUCGUUCCAAGACCGCCCCCUCGUCAGUUCCAAACAACGCGCCGAACAUACCGAACGUCGUCGAAUAUCAUCUCAAAGUAAAGCCACCUUCUAAAAUCAACAAACUCGAAGAACAAUCUAGAAGCAAUCAUAAAGAAGAAAUGAAGAAAGAUUUGUUGUCCGUAACGGAAAAUAAGAAGGACCUGAUAACACAAUUAUCUCGUCUGUCGAUCGACAACAAUGUGUUCGAAGGGUCGACUGAUUUGCCGCAGGUGUUUCAGGUAAAAUACUUGGGAUCUCACGAUGCAAGGGGCCUCUGGGGUAUAAAACAUACGAGACAACCGGUCGAUAACAUGGUAACCUCGGCUAAAGCAUUACCGACCAAUACGAUGCUGCCUUUGAUCAAGUUAGUGGUAUCUCAAGAAGGAGUAGCACUUUUACCGCUCGACAAAAGGAAGCAGGAAGGCAAUAUAGCUAAAAUGUACGCCAUCGAAACUAUUUCCUAUGGUGUUCAAGAUCUCGUUUAUACCAGGGUAUUCUCGAUGAUCGUUGUUCGUGAAACAGAUAACUUUCGUAGGGUAUCACCCUUCGAGUGUCAUGGCUUCGUUUGCGAAUCGAAACAUCAUGCCAGACAACUCACUUAUGCACUUGCCACUGCAUUUGAGAUUUACUCGAGAAAAGUCAAGUUCCAAGAUAAGACUAAUUCUGAAAACGUUGUCAGUAGUACUAAGAAAAGAUUUGCCAUCGAUCUCAGAACUCCUGAAGAAAUCGAAGCCGAUCUUUGUAUGGAUUCUGAAGCGUGAAGGAUUUAGAUAUUUUCUUUCAGACAUUACGGCUGUUCAGAUUUUUACGUCGAUGAAGGUCGAUGAACGUCGACGAAGGUUAGUCCUUUUGUUUUCUUCGUGUUACCUUUAAACAUAGGGGUAUAUAUCUAUGUUAGUUAUGCUGUCUAAUGAUAACGUAGUUAUAAACAAGUGAUUUGAAA
Messenger RNA from Vespula pensylvanica (western yellowjacket), 1421 nucleotides. RefSeq lists its product as uncharacterized. The transcript has 4 exons. The coding region runs from base 295 to 1239 and encodes 314 amino acids. NCBI's taxonomy places the organism in Eukaryota, Metazoa, Arthropoda, Insecta, Hymenoptera, Vespidae. The record is from RefSeq and is a predicted model, not a curated record.